This is a messenger RNA of Mustela erminea (ermine), 3694 nucleotides long. It is a transcript of the gene MOK, whose product is annotated as MOK protein kinase. The record is from RefSeq and is a predicted model, not a curated record. Gene Ontology annotation, molecular function: ATP binding; protein serine/threonine kinase activity. The transcript has 10 exons. Gene Ontology annotation, cellular component: nucleus; cytoplasm. Bases 1868 to 3205 code for a protein of 445 amino acids. Gene Ontology annotation, biological process: intracellular signal transduction; protein phosphorylation. Lineage: Eukaryota; Metazoa; Chordata; Mammalia; Carnivora; Mustelidae.
CCUGCUUGUGCUCUCUCUCUCUGACAAAUAAAUAAAUAAAAUCUUAAAUAAAAUAAGUAGAUGAAACUUAACAAGAACAGGAUUUCUGCAGAGCCUCAAAUGAGUUCCCCCCUAACUAUUUAUUAAUUACUAUGGUGGUUUUAACAUAUGUCCACACAUGGUUUGGUAUUCCUUCUUUCAGGAGAUGGGGCUUAAUUUCCUGGCCCUUGAAUAUGGGCUGCACUUGCUUCUAAGGGAUAGAAAGUAGGGAGGGAAGGAUAGUAACUUUACAGUGAAAAACCUGGAAGAUACCACCUUAACUAAAUGAUUAACAUUGUCAGUCGUAAGACAUAUUGAUACCAUGUACUUUCUGAUUUAAUGGGUUUGAAAGAGCAAGCAUAUUACCUCCAUGGUGCUCUUUCCUAAAGAUCCAUAACCGUUAGUUAUUUAAUAUUUAAUAUUUAAUUAUGAGAAUACAUCAGACCAGACCAAACUAAGGGGAGUUCUAUAGAAUACUUGCCUGGCACCCCUUACAACUGUCGAUGUAGUAAAAAAACAAAGACAGGAAGUGUCAUAGACCGGAGGUCAUAAUUAUAAUGAGGUGUCCUGGGUCCUAGAAGAGAAAAAGACCUUCAUAGGAAAACUAGGGAAAUCCAAAUAAAGUGUCUAGUUAAUAGUACUGUACCAAUAUUAAUUUUUUAGUUUUGAUAAAUGUUGCAUAAGGUGUUAACAUUAGGAGCAGCUGGGUUAUGGGGAUUUUCUGUACCAUCUUAUUAACUCUUCUGUUAGUCUAAAAUGAUUUCAUAGUAAAAAAAAAAAAAAAAGCAAAAUAAAUAAAAUUAACCAUUGGUGAUCUGGACUGACCCCUAUUGCUCCUAAGCUCCCUUCACUAGUAAAGGUAUUACUGUUAUUUCUGACUUAUAGGAAGAAAUGACCUUAUAGUUUCUAGAAGAAAGUUCUAACAGAAAGACAACUGCCUUGGUGGUCAUUUCAAGAAAGAGAUUGCCAGUAAUUUGUUGGAAGCUCUAGUGUCACUGAUACUUGAUCCAGAGGUUUAAUGGGGGUUUUUAAACAUUUUUUUAAACCAUGAAAAUAAUAUUUCUAGCUUCUGGAUUCCUGGAGUGUCUAUCAUUAUUAAACAGUGUAAUCUUAUUCACUUGAAGAAUAAUUUUGGGUUCUUUAAAAAUGCAUUUCUGCUGAUUUAUCCUCGCCUAAGUAAAUGCUCAAAGUCACCUUGCACAGUUGUGUGGGUGGCAUGAGAAACGAGGAGCAGUAACAGGAAGAUCACGCUGAGUCACACGGGCAGAAUGAGGUUGGUAUUUGGAGCUUCUGACUCCCACCUCCUCCAAGUCUUACUUCCAGUCCCUUCCUUUCACUUUUACAAAAAUAGAAAUUGACUGCGUUUGCAGUAAUAGUUGCUAAUGUGACGUCCGGGUGAGGUCAGAGAAGCCCGUUCAUUAGUACUGGGUCAGGAAGGCACUUUGAGCUUCUGAGGCUUGUUCUCCUGCAGAGUGGCGCAGAGGCUCAGUUUGGGGAUAAUGAUUUACUUGCUGGAGGCCUGUGGUGUCACCCAGUCCUUUGGAUACCCUGGUUUCCACCUGUCAUUACCACAAGGGCAACAGUUUAUUACAGGUCUCCCCCUUUUUCUUUUUUGCUAUGAUUGUAUUUUGUAUUCUUCCUAUAGAAAUACUGUAAAGAAGCAGAAUGGGUUUCUUUAAAAAAAAAAAAAAAUCCGUAGUCCUGAUAGUUGUAAGAUCUGUCUGGUGUCCUGAAGCAGUAAGACACACAUACGGGCUACUCCUGGUCGGCACAAGGACAAGCUCGGGCUCUGAAGUUAUGGGACCUUGGACAGCUCCUCAGUCUCUGUGUCAGCUGCUCUGUGUGUGCCAUGCGAAGACCCAGAGGAUGUCUCUCGCAGGACCCUGGUGAGGGGUCAGGCCCGUGGGCACUCAGCGCAGCGCUUGCCCUGAGAUCCACAGUCAUAGAUCAACCUGCCGUGGGGCAGUGCAGUAUCGAGCACGUGAACAACCUGCGGGAGAUACAAGCUCUGAGGCGCCUGAAUCCGCACCCAAACAUUCUUACGUUGCACGAAGUGGUUUUUGACAGAAAAUCUGGCUCUCUUGCACUCAUAUGUGAACUUAUGGACAUGAAUAUUUAUGAGCUAAUACGAGGGAGAAGACACCCAUUAUCAGAAAAAAAGAUUAUGCACUAUAUGUACCAGUUAUGUAAAUCCCUUGAUCAUAUGCACAGAAAUGGAAUAUUUCACAGAGAUGUAAAGCCAGAAAACAUAUUAAUAAAGCAGGAUGUCCUGAAGUUGGGGGACUUCGGAUCCUGCCGGAGCGUCUACUCCAAGCAGCCCUACACGGAGUACAUCUCCACCCGCUGGUACCGAGCCCCGGAGUGUCUCCUCACCGACGGCUUCUACACCUACAAAAUGGACCUGUGGAGCGCUGGCUGCGUGUUCUACGAGAUUGCCAGUCUGCAGCCCCUCUUCCCCGGAGCUGAUGAGCUGGACCAGAUCUCAAAAAUCCAUGAUGUCAUCGGCACGCCUCCCGGGAAGACCCUCGCCAAGUUCACACAGUCGAGAGCUAUGAGUUUUGAUUUUCCUUUUAAAAAGGGAUCAGGAAUACCUCUACUGACAGCCAGUCUGUCCCCACAAUGCCUCUCCCUCCUGCACGCAAUGGUGGCCUAUGAUCCCGACGAGAGAAUCACUGCCCACCAGGCCCUGCGACACCCCUACUUCCAGGAGCAGAGGGCGGCGGAGAAGCAGGCUCUGGUUGGCCACAGAAAAGCUUUCUUUCCAGAGCGCCCCGUGGCUUCAGAACUACUCAGUAACCGCUGGCACGUUGCCGAGGAGGACAGACAGCAGAAACAGUCCCUAAAGCCAGAGGAGGACCAUCCCAAGAGACCAGGCCCAGCCUACGUCACGGAACUGCCCAGACUGAAGCUUUCGGGAGUGACCAAACCAUCCUCGUAUCCUAGCCCCGCGCUGCACCCCGUGUUCGGCCCGGGGCCCGGCAGGAAAGUGCUGGGGCUGAGGCCCCUCGAGUGUGUUGGCGCCCGCCAGAAGGUAGCCCAUCGCGCUCGCUCCCCGUGGCCCACGGCUCUCAGGCCGGCCCCGCCGAGUGUCUGUUUCCUUCGACAGACGGAUGCGCACAAGGACACGAAGCCCGACCUAAAGCAGUACGGCCUGCCCUCGAUCCAGAGGAAGGGCGGGGGGCGCUGAGACGCCCCCGCUGGCUCGCCCCUGGGAGCGGAGACUGGGUGUGGCCAGGCUGGCCCGCGGAUCGCCACCGAGCCCCCAGGGGAGGGCUGCGGGGUGAGGCCUGGCGUGUCCCCCUCGCAGAGCCUGGCGUCCCCGGAGGCACUGCCCCGCCGGCCAGCUGGUGCCCCCUCGGCCUGGACCCCCAGCCUGCGGCUCCGGGUGUCCUGAAAGCGGCUGUCCUGUGCUCCAGCCAACACAUCCGUAAAACCACCUCAGCCCGGGCUUUCUUCUCAUGUUUCUAACCAAGAGAUUUGGGGCAGAGAAUAUUUUGUAAUUUUUUUAAAUCUGAAUCAAAACAGAAGUCGGAGUUUAUACACUGUGUUAUUUAGGCUUGGUUUCAGCACGGGCUCUGCGCGUCGUGCCUUCUUUAGAUGUCACCAGUCGCACGGGCAUGUCACAGUUACAUCAUGCUGUCGGAGUUUUAUUAAAGAAUAAGCUAUCAGUGCGAUA